AUGGACAACUUAUACAUGAAAGGUGAAUUACUACAAGUUCAUACAAAAAACAGUGAAAUAUUUGAAGGCCGGUUUUACGGAAUGACGAAUGAUAAGUCAAAGAUUUCUCUUUACAAUGUCAAAGAACCACAAGGAGACCCCAGUGAUGGCAUUCUUCACUAUUAUGACUCUGAUAUAAGGGACAUUGUCAAACUUAAGGAACCAGAUGAACAAAAGCAUUUAAAAAUAUCAGAAAAAGAAUGUGAAGAAAUAUUAAAGACAUCAAAAAAAUACAUAUACAUAAACCAAAUUGAUAAGAUUUUCCAUGAUGCAAUAGAAGACCUGAAUCAACAUAGUUAUAUUGCCUUGAGUACUGAUGGUGCAAACAUGGGAAGGAAAUGUAAAAUGCCAGUUUUGGUAUUGUCUACACCUACUCAGAUUUAUAUAUUUGAUAUUCAUGUCUUGGAAUACCAUGCAUUUGAAGCUGGACUUAAGAAACUUCUGGAAAGUGAGAUUCCUAAAAAGAUAAUUCAUAAUUCCAGAAAUGUAUCAGAUUGUUUGUUUCAUAAACACAAUGUUAAGCUGAAUUCAGUAUUUGAUACUCAGGUUGGUGAUCUACUUAUCACUAGAAACAAAACUGGCCGCCUUCCUGAUAAAGUGAAGAGUCUAGCACAAUGUUUGAAUCUUUAUCUUGGCUUGCAACUGUCUUUUGUGGAUGACAAAUUUGGAGUAGUGGAGUGUUCUGCGCGCCCAUUGCCUGUACAGAUGAAGGACAGCCUCGCCAAGAAUAUUGCAUUCUUGCAUCGUCUUUCAGAAACAAUCAAUGAAGAAAUGUUGCUGCCAUUUGUGAGAGGUGUUGAAUGCUUUGUAGAAAAUAUACGAUCUCUGGAUGAUUUCAAAGCUUGGGAACGUUGUGGUAUGCAAAAUCAAAUACCAAAGGAUUUUAAGAGUGCAAUUGAGUAUUAAAUACUAUCUUCGACACAUUCCGAAGAGAAACAAAAAAUGUAGGCCUAGUUUUUUUUCUUUUCUUGCACAUUUUGGUUUCAUGCUUUUAGACUAGUCUCUUUAAAUUACAGUAUUAAUCAAAAGUAAUCAAAACAUUUAUUGUAGUUGUUUACAAUUAGAUUUACUCUAUUUUAAAAAAGGACAUGCACAAGUGUAAUGGCUUCUUUCUAGUAAGUACUUAAUAUUAUAUUAUUAGGGCAAGUGUUUGACUAUGUGUAAGCUACACAUUAUUAUAUUUCAGCUCAUUAAUAUACCAGCAAGCAAAAUAGAAAAUAAUGGAACAGACAUUUGUACAUGUUUGUUUCUAUAAACAUUUAAAGUUAAGUGUAAACUUGUAAUAUCAAAAAUGUAACAGCUUCUGUCUUUAAUGUAUCUGUGAUCACUCAACGCAAGUGUCUGAUAGGGUUUGAAAUAGUCGUAGAUUAUUUUUAUAUUUAUGGAAAAUGUUGAUGAAGUAUGACAUUUAUUUCUUGUAUUUAUAAUUCUCUAUAAGAUUCAACUGAUAUAUAUUUUUAUGUAGGUUAUAUUAAAAAAUAAUGUUUUGUCAUAUCUUGUCGUAAAAUAAUAUAAUUGUGUAAUAAUAAUAUCUUUGAUGUAAGAUUCGUAAUAUUUUGGGAGAAGGUUUACAGAUGGUUUACUUAUGGUGUGAUUAUGUGUGGGCUUAAAUUAUCACUUUUUAUAAAGAAGCUUGCUUAUGUGUUGUUCAGAGCCAUGCUUUAAGUUUGAAUAAAACCUGUAUGUGCUUGAA
Spodoptera frugiperda (fall armyworm) is the source of this 1732-nucleotide messenger RNA. Its product is annotated as piRNA biogenesis protein EXD1. Gene Ontology annotation, biological process: nucleobase-containing compound metabolic process. The transcript is spliced from 3 exons. Bases 1 to 945 code for a protein of 314 amino acids. Gene Ontology annotation, molecular function: nucleic acid binding; 3'-5' exonuclease activity. The record is from RefSeq and is a predicted model, not a curated record. NCBI's taxonomy places the organism in Eukaryota, Metazoa, Arthropoda, Insecta, Lepidoptera, Noctuidae.